CCUGUCGGCAUUCUGCCGUGAGCUCAUCGAAGCAGCGAAACUCGUCCUGAAAGCUUUGCGCCGUGCACGCAAUCUCUUCCAUCACACCCUGGCAAACAUCAUAGUCCUUGCCUAGUGCUUUCUCCAUCUCUUUCUCAAUCUGACUGCUGUGCCAUUGUUGUGUGUCCUCAUUCCCGAGCAUCAAUGUGAUUGUCUCUUCAUCUUCAACGGUCCGUCGAAGCAGCAGGUGUAUCUCAUUCGUGAAGAAGCUCCAUUGGCGGUCAACUUGCUUUUGGAUGCGCCGGAGCUCUCGCGAGUAGUGGCGAAAGCUCUUCAAUUUCUUGCGGACGACAGAGCAUGCCUUCAUUGCUCCACCGACCAACGGCAAGAGGCCCAAAGUCAAAGAAAAUGGAUCCAUUGGCACAAACUGUCCAGAGGUCCCAGAUCGUGAUCCUCUCGUUUAUAUGAGGUUUUUUUCUCCCACUUCAAAAUGGAAAAGAUCAGGCUGUGGGCUCCAACAUGGCAUGUCAGGAGGUAAAAGCCGUUGGCUCAUUGGUUGAAGCAUCGCUAUUGCUAUCAGCCAGAAAAAUGGACUCUCUGAAGACUGAAGAGACCAUCGACACAAACUAUCUUAUCCGGUCGUUCCUUAGCGCGGCGACCGGGGAAUCACCUCAUGUGGGUGCUAGUCUCGUUGCACGCCUGACUGAUGGAACGAUCACUGUAUUUCAGGACAUCAACAAACUUUUGAUAGACAGAGCCAAGGGAAUUCCAGAGUCACAUGCAUACGCCAUUAGUCUUGGAAGGAGCUCCGACAGGCUUCGGCUCUGGUCAGACGGAUACGGAAUUUCCAGCGGAGCCUCCGAUGAUAUUUUCGAGCGAUCUAGUCGGCUACGAGGUGCAACGCUUGAAAUUCUAUGUAGCAUAGGAUCAACUCUUACUGAGAGGCUCAUACCAUCAGCAUGGGUGACAAUCCUUUUGGGAAAGACGCAACUUUCGGAGAGUGCUACAAAUAUGGUAGAACAGCUGCGGCAACUGAUCCAAGAGGCCGAAGACGAUCAUCCAAAGAGCGAAUCUUCGACUGGAUCAUCCGAGUAUGAUGAUGACGAUAUCAUGCAAAUCACAGCAGAUCUUGAAACAGACACACAAAGUUUGAUGGACCUCGAUGGCUUGUUCUCUGAACCCAUCCUGGAUGCCGGGGACAAUAGGGAAUCGAUUGCAUCGUCUUUGCACAAAUGGGAACUGCAUGAGCCUUAUAAGCAACUCAUCAGCAAGCGCUUUCCCAAUGCAGAUGACAAUCUCAUUAUCAGUCUCGGAAAAGCCAACUAUAAUCGAUUCUUGAGAGGACAAAAGCGGAGGAACAAAAGAGUUCGGGCACUGCUGAAUGGAUCUGACCUGUUGCAUGAGAUCAGAGAUUCGGAUGCUACCAGUUCUAAAUUCCAAGAUUCAGGCCUUGGAUCAUCCGUUCCUUCGUCUUACGCUGAGACAAUCAUGUCAUACCACGGCGAUAAAGGGUCUUCGGUUCGCUUACCACCCCUGCCCAAGUCGGCUAUGAAUGGUUCAAGUUUUCUCUGUAUAGCAUGUGGCAAACCCACUAUCGCGCAAACUAAAUCUGCAUGGAAAAGGCACCUGUACAACGAUUUGAAGCCUUGGCAAUGCCUGGAGCCCUCAUGUAGGCACAAAGGCAUCUUCAGAACUCGUGGAGAUUGGAUCUCACAUCUGUCCCUCGACCAUUUUGGGCUUGACUCGCUCGAUUGGAAAGAAUCUGAGUGCCCAUUGUGCCGAAAGAACACUGGUCGUGGCACGAUCGCUAUCCUCAAUCACCUCGGGGGUCAUCUUGAGGAGAUCUCUCUCGCAGCUCUCCCGUCAAACCCCGAUUCGGACACAGAGAGCCAGCCAUCAGACACCAGUCAGCAAGAAGAAACUGUUGAUCUUGAAUCCGAGAAAACCAAUGCAGCACAGGUCGGUGAUGCAGGCUUUCCGCAUACUGCAGAUGAUGGGCAAAGCUCUGAGCCGAUUGCCACUCAUCUCAGUUUCAAUACUACUAUACACUAUAUUAAUGAAUUCGUACUCCAAGAGCCUGAGCUUUACGACGAAUUCAGACCACUGAUUGAUGCAUAUCAAAAUAAAAGCAUGAAAUUCCAAGAGUUCUACGCCAGAGCGACGGAUAUCUUGUCGAAUGCUCCAGAGUUGAAAUUUAGUCAAUAUUUUUUGAAUAUCUUUGCCAAACUGAACGAAAGUUGGCCACCGAGAGAAACGCUCGAUCAAAUUCUUGGAAGUUUAGAGGAAGACGCUGCCUUGUUGAUGAAGCUAGCACCCCCGCUCCAAAAGGCCAUGCAAGAAACUCGCAAACCUUCAAGAGGGAUGACACAAGAUCAAUUCUAUGAAUCGGAGUAG
Molecule: messenger RNA, 2373 nt
Organism: Colletotrichum godetiae
Lineage: Eukaryota; Fungi; Ascomycota; Sordariomycetes; Glomerellales; Glomerellaceae
Exons: 5
Coding region: 499-2373 (624 amino acids)
Biological process (GO): regulation of DNA-templated transcription
Source: RefSeq, a predicted model, not a curated record